AUGUGUCGAUGCUGUAACUGGGCAUUUCCAGACAAGACCAGCCUACACAUGCACAUUCAGGCCAGAGAAGAAGGAAAGUCAAUUACGGUACCAGUGAUCGGUAAGGGACUUGCUCCGGAUGGUAUAGAUUCACCUUACUCCACUUUGCAUUCGAUCAACAACAAUACCCUACCGCAAAUCCAAAACCCUGGAGUGCUUAAUGCCGGUUCCGGCUUGCCAUUUUUUUCGCCUACCCCAGCACCACAGCCAUCUUUACCAUCUUCAGCUGAGGAUAUGAACAGACUCCGUGACCGGCUUGUACUGAAUUCAUUGAUGACCCAACCUGGAUUCGGCUUGGCUGCUGCAUGGUUGAAUAAUCUACCCAAACCCAUACCCACGACAAAGCCUAUGGUUGAUUUGGUAAAAGAGGGACAAGAAGACGAAUGUGAGGUGAACGUUGACAACAACGAUGCGCAUAACGAUUCGCAUAAUGAAGAUGAUAAGCUGAACGUGUCCAGUAGCGACUCGGACGAAAGCAAAUCAUUGGUCAUUAAGCGAACUGAAAGUCCUUGCGAGAAUGGCUCAGCCACAAGCUCAGAUGGAACUUCAAGCUCCGCCCAUUCGCCUGUAAAUCUUUUCAAAAAGAGCAGCGACACCCCAAGUGCAUUUCAUCAUCUUAAUGUUGACUCGCGUUUUGUCGUCUCACCAUCGCACGUUUCACCAACAGAA
Cylicostephanus goldi is the source of this 708-nucleotide messenger RNA. Lineage: Eukaryota; Metazoa; Nematoda; Chromadorea; Rhabditida; Strongylidae. The record is from the annotation of a GenBank genome assembly.